UUUGUGCUUUUCAUGGUGCGUUCAAAAUGUUGCGACAGAUGUUUACGGUUGUUUGUCUGACUGAGCAAAACCUCUCCGAAACACUGCAUAAUAGUCAGCAGUGUUCUGAUGCACAGCAACAUUUUGUAGAGAAGCACACUGACUGCAGUGAGGUUCACGAUUGUGCCAAGCAGCCAAGACCUUUUGGGUUUGAAAUGGAAGAGGACUCUGUUUCUGCUUCAUCGGUAGACAGAGAGUUGGCAUGUGCAUCCAUGCAUCUGCCUAACUCAUGGGGCGUAGAUUUGGCGCAUGAUGCCAUGUGCUCAGAACUACAUGAAUGUGAAUGUAAUUUAGUUGACUUGCAAAAGGUGUCUCAGAAACGCAAUCAUCCAAAAGGAAUGUUGAGAAUGGACAGGAAUGAAUCACUUGCGAAAAAUCAGCUUGCUCCUACCAGAGCAGAGAGAAGCAUCAGUUCCAGAAAUGUGCAGCUGCAACCCACUGAGGACAGUUGUACUAGGCAAGGCCAUGGAGUUAAAGAAGUGGAUAGUAUCAGAAGCCAUAUUCAGAGUAAUUCCAGCUCUUACAUAAUGGAGGGAUCAGUUUUGCCGGUCGGCGGGAUAUUCGAGAUUCUGUUACAUUACUACCUGUCCUGCUAUGCAAAGCAGUGCCAGUCACCAAACGUAUCCAUUCUUUGUGCUGUAAUUGCUGAUGCGUUGCUCAGUGUUCCAAAAACCCUCUGUAGGGCACAGAAAAGGGAUGCUUUUCCUCAACUCUAUCUUGAAGUUACCAGCGCUGUCAGAAAUAAUCAACCUCUUCUGCCAAAUCAAGAAAGGUUAGAAUCAGUGUCCUGUAAGUACCAAUUAGUGGCUUCCAUUCUUCAAUGUGCAGCUAGGCUUUUAAGUAUUGAUCUUAUUGUUGGCAUUAAGAGGUUACCUCAGAAGACCGAAGAAAGCGAUUCAGAAGCUGAUCUGUGAAUAAAGGGUUUUCGUAUGCAAGUGAUGCAGUUGCGAGAACCAGCUACGUCCUUUAGUCUUCCUUAGUCCAGUGUACUUCUAUGCAGCCCCAGGACUGUUCAGAUCCUAACAGAAAGGUGGAGAGAGCGGACAUUGGCUACAAAUUUUCUUAAAUCCCAUAAUGUAUUUCUGGCCGAUAGAUUGGGUAUAGAUUUAGACCAGGAAUUGUGACACAUUGAGGCUGCAAUUCUAAAGUCACCUAUCUAGGAGUAAUUGAAUUCGUUGGGACUUACUUGAGGGAGGUGCUUGGAUAGGUGCCCCAAUCCAAAUUUUAGAGAGCUCAUUUGGAAGGAAACACUGGCGAUGAUGAAUGCUUUCUGGAAAUGUUGGGGAAACUUGCUUCCGCACUACAUAGGUUGAGACUGAUUUAGCAUGUUUAUCUGUCAUAAUAAACAAAACUUUAAAAGCA
Messenger RNA from Podarcis muralis (Common wall lizard), 1401 nucleotides. NCBI's taxonomy places the organism in Eukaryota, Metazoa, Chordata, Lepidosauria, Squamata, Lacertidae. The record is from RefSeq and is a predicted model, not a curated record.